Molecule: messenger RNA, 1329 nt
Organism: Penicillium chermesinum
Lineage: Eukaryota; Fungi; Ascomycota; Eurotiomycetes; Eurotiales; Aspergillaceae
Exons: 1
Coding region: 1-1329 (442 amino acids)
Source: RefSeq, a predicted model, not a curated record
AUGACGGAGGAAGUAAGAAAUCUAGACGCAGAUGCAAGCGAAGAUCCUACGACUUCCAAAAUUUUUGCUGAGGUCACUGCACGAUACCAUUAUUUAAAGCGCGGGAAGCCCCGUUCCAUUCAGAGGUAUCGCUUGUGUGACGACUUCGGCACAGGCGACCGAGAAUGGUUCCAGGUCCAGCCAUGGGAGUCACACGCCAGCCAUACGAGGCAGAUCGUGGAUCGGCAGUUCUCUGAGGCCAUGUGGACCCAUGAAGGUGGAUUGCUGGUUUACCCAAGUGCCGACUACCAGAGCUUGAUGCUUCUGGAUCUGAUCAAUGACCGGCAAUACCUGGUUCCUUUCGUCCUCCGCGGCAAGGUCGUACGUAGAGUGCGGCUGCAAAAACGACUGCUGGUCAUCGAAUGGGCGGAGCCAACAGCAUUCCACUGGCUCAACGAGAGCGAUGGGGUACAUCGUCACUUUGCAUCCUCCUUCGACGUGAUACUGAAGGAGAACGGAAACUGGAGUGUUGUCCCACGCAACGAAUGGAAGAUCAUGUUUCUCGGUCACCCAUUAAGUGAGCGAGACAGGUUCUUCUCGGCCCACAGCAACUCUCAUUAUGCAAUCUACAUAUGGCAGCCCAAUCGCAGUUUGUAUACGGCCGACGAAGAUGCUCCCAUCGAGUCAUUGUUUGUCUGGGAUAUCUCAAAGGAAUCCUCUUACAGACCAUCACUAGACCCCAUGUCUCGGCAGUCGGGACCAGAGGUUGACAGGUCUCCUUCUAUCGUGUCCAGGUUCGGGUUCCGAGACCUAGAAUUCUUUGGCGUUCGACAACGCGGCUGCCCGAGCAUGCAGAAACUAGAAAUCACGGACGAUGGCGGAGCAAUAAUAAUCACAGAGAAUAUCAACACAUGGCUGACCGUUCCGGAUCCCUUCGGUCUGCCUCUGACCAUCGUCACCAGCAUUCCAUUAACAGGCCAUGGGCCUCACUUACGAGAGGAAAGUCGUUUGAUCUUCCCACCCUACCGCGGAAACUGCAGUCUAGAAACCACUCCAUUAUCCGCCAUGGCUUUCUUUGCCGAGUGCUGGUAUGGUAUCCUUGCACAGGCUAUUGAUCAUAAGGCCGGUGUCAGCUUCUGCCUUCAUUUCAACCCUAUCACCUGGGACGAAGAUGAAAGAGAUCCCAACAGAAAAGAUCAACCGAUAUACCUGUCUGUCCAAACUAUUCACUUCCAGGUGACACACGAGAAUAUCGAUUUCAUAGGCAGGGGGAAGAUCUGCGGCUGCGAGAAGUAUCUCUUGGGCGAGAAUGGUAAUCGAGAGUUGGUGAUCUACAGGUUCGAUCGGUGA